AUGAAUUUUCCUGCAGCAAGGCAAAGCCCUGUGGCAAUGUCCAAUUGUAGCGCAAAAGCCGAAUGCGGCAAAUAUGCCUCCGAAGGCCACGAAAAGUGCCCUUUGAACGUGUGCUGCAGCGAGUAUGGCUUCUGCGGCACAACAAGCGACUUCUGCAACAGCAAAUGCCAAAACAACUGCGGGCAGCCCAAAAUCCCCUCUGGAAUGAGCCUGAAGCCUGUUCGAGACAGAGUGAUAGCGUACUACGAGGCAUGGAGCGCACGCCGAGCAUGCAACAAGUUCACUCCUUCAAGCAUUCCGAUCUCCAGCCUUACGCAUGUCAACUUUGCCUUUGCAUACAUCGAGCCCAAGACGUUUGAUAUCACGACCAUGGACAGUCUGACACCGGAAUCGCUAUUCCAAGAGGUCACCGCUAUCAAGACAAUGAAAUCUGGAGCCUCCGCUCUAGAGGUCUUCAUUGCUAUCGGUGGCUGGACUUUCUUUAACAACGGCACAGCUACACAGUCCCUUCUUUCGGAGAUCUCUGGCACAGAAGAUAAGCACCAAAUGUUUGCUGAUAACCUUGUCAAGUUCAUGACUCGAUAUGGAUUCGAUGGUGUGGAUAUAGAUUGGUCUUUUGGAAGCCGGCAUGGAUUGGGUAAAUUUAAUGUCCUACGAUUUAGAAUUGCCAUUGGGUUGGCAAGGGGACUUGCUGGGACAGCAACUGUGCUAACCUUUGGCUUCGUGCUCAUUGCUGGCCCCAAGGAUGUCGUAUCGUCCUUCCACCAGAAACGAGACGGGUCUCAUAUUCAAGUCGUGGACUGCUCAUCAGUCGGCGCCAUUGGCACACAAACCGUCAGAAUAGUGUGUACCAAUGAUCACGAGGACAGUAACUGCAAUGAUGUACUGGAAGGAGGGCUAGAGGGCACUGUAGUUCGAAUGCCUGACGACUGUGGACCAGGCCAAUAUGUUGUUGCACACUCGAUCAAACAGUCUGUGGACCAGCAGCUUCACCCAGAUCUGGAGAAGCGACGUGCAAGCUCCAAGCCUGUGAUGGAUUUCGAGUUCUCUUACGAUUUUGCGAAGAUGAAAAGGUCCAACAGUCCUGUUCUGCUUCGCAUAGACUACUCGAACAUGCCGGGAUACUGGGACGAGCUUGUCGACUCUCCUGGAGAACAUGCAGCGAAGCGUGAUCUCGAAAAGCGAUUUUUCUCUCCGGACAGUGCGUCCUGGGGUCGUAAAUUUGACCGGGUCUCCACUCAGGAUUCGUACACCACCUUCGACGAGCCCUCCCUGGAACAUGUGAUUGACGGGGUCCUUGAUGAUUGCAAUGGGCACAACAAAUCCUGGCUGCAACUAGUCACAGAUGGAUCGGCUAAAACAAAGGCCAAGUUCGGAUUCAGUCUCAUUGGUACCCUGCAGCCGUUCAAGGUCGAACAAGCUUACGGCUUCAUGGAAUGGUCGUACGAUUUUGAGGCCGACAUUCACGUAUCCGGCACGACUGGUCUUUCCACCGACUACAAGGUCAAGCCCGCGCAUCUACAGCCGCAGCAGGAACACCUCUUCGCUCAUCCUGGAAUCGUUAGCUUUCAGCCAUCCUUUGAUAUCAAUAUAGGCCUUGAAGCAUCCAAUGCCUCGUUCAAAGCUGAUUUUGACGUCCAUGUCAAGAGUAACACUGAUCCAACGAAGAACAAAGGCUGGGUCCGGCAGACGUUUCCUUUCGCCGCAGGAGGCACUCGUGGCGGUGUCACGACAGAAGUCUCGAAAAACAAAUUCGACGGCGCCCUCAGAGUUCACUCGGGCGAGGUGAAACUCUCACUGAUUCCAGACUUCUCUAUCGACAUCACCUUCGACGAUCAUAAUUCUGGGAAGCUCGCAACAAGACGCGAUGAGACUGGGAUUUCCACCAGAGAUGAACUCUUUGACUCGUCGAUGCCCCUGAUCCAGUACGCUGCUGGGUUCUCGGCACUGACCCGACUUCAAUGGAAUGAGGACGGUCUGGACAUCCAGAUUGACUCUGUCAAAGGGUCUAUGAUGAAUCAGGGUAAUCAAGAGAUACCAACCUGGAAACCUGACGAGAGUCCCUCAAAUCCAAUCGGUCCAGACCCAGGCUCGAGCAACGUUUACAAGAAUGACGGGGAUGGUCCAAGUGAUGGGAAGAUUCCACAGUCUCUAGGCAAUCGGCCGUAUACUCUUUUCGACGCAGAUCAAGUCCUGGUCUGCGCGACCGAAGAGGACGAUGAUAAAGAUGGGGUGGUAUGCGGCCGCGUUGACUUGUGCGAGUCCGGCCUCUUUCCUUGCCCAAGUGAAAUUGGAGUCAACAGUCGUCCACCAAGGACUUCGAAGUCUCGCAGGGACUCCGGCGUUGAUUUGCUGAGCCUGAAAGUUGACAAUGACCUGCAACCGGCUGGGGAUCAAAAUCGUGAGGUGGACUCCGUUGACGACGAUGUUCCCCUCGAUCACCUGUUUAAGCGAGCACCAACAAGGUUUGGAGGAAAGUCUCGGCAAUACACCUUCAGCACCUUGUCACGCACCGGCAGGAGGCCAGGGAGACAGUACAGCAGCUUUCCGCAUCCUAGCAACCGUGACUGGGAGCACGACGACGUCCGCUAUGACAACGUUUACCGUACCAUAGACCCCGACGAUUGCACUGACGGUGCAGUCAUCACCCAUUCGCUUCCACAAGAGGGACUUGACGACGAUACCUUUUACGUGGAGCAUAUUGUCGAACUGCAGACAAUGGAGCUCUUCUUUGACGACAUAGCUGACAAUGGCAUACCAGUCUACCUGACUGAGAAUGUCGCACGGCCCACGCGAGGAAUGGUGGACUCCGGCUUUGAUCAAAUUUACACCGAUUUCAUGGACCAUCUCAAAGGCCAGGUUCUUGUCAAUCCGCCAACCCUGGAAGGGUGGACGCAGAAUGAUAUCGUCAAAGUUCCCAUGGAGCGGAUCAUGUCUGCCCUUGGCGACGAACAUAACUGGCAACGAUUUGUUCUGCUCGAGAAGAACGUUAACCAGGUCAAGCAGAAUAUAUGGCAAGGGCACAUGCCCACAGCACUCGAAAAGCUCAACGCAUUGAACAGCGACACCGAGCGAUACCAGGAGCAACUUGUCCACAUGCGAUCAGUAAACGGCUACAUGAUCACCACCUGCAACAACAUACGUGAACAGCUUCGACUGGGCGACGAGGCUUGGGUACAACUCGGCCAUCCGUCAUCCCACAUUGUCGAAUACUGGGACAAGUGGAUUCGAGCACAUUUCCAGGCCAUGGUCGUCGAAGGGCGGUGGAUCGUUAGGAAGAGCUUGAAUGACUGCUUCGCUCUUUGGAAGAGGCAGAAGAAUGGAGCUCGUAAAGUUUUCAUGUUGCAGGCUCUGGCGAAGCUGCGGAGACAGGUCAACAAGAUCACCGUCUUAACUAAUGGACUUCAUUAG
Messenger RNA from Zasmidium cellare ATCC 36951, 3411 nucleotides. RefSeq names its product glycoside hydrolase family 18 protein. Gene Ontology annotation, molecular function: chitin binding. The coding region runs from base 1 to 3411 and encodes 1136 amino acids. The record is from RefSeq and is a predicted model, not a curated record. Gene Ontology annotation, biological process: carbohydrate metabolic process. The transcript has 12 exons. Lineage: Eukaryota; Fungi; Ascomycota; Dothideomycetes; Mycosphaerellales; Mycosphaerellaceae.